GCUAACAAGGGCGCUCUCGAUUCCUAUUUGCAAAAGAACCAGGUUUCGGUGGAACAAAAAAUGGAUAUGUGCUUGGGUGCAUCCUGGGGACUUGAAUAUCUACACGCACAACCAGUCCUUCAUCGUGAUAUUGCAGCACGGAACUGCCUUUUUGGUGACAAUAAGAUCAAAAUAAGUGAUUUCGGAUUAACACGUGAAGGGACAGUAUACCAGAUGGACCCAAGAAAACGUGUUCCAAUUAGAUGGCUUGCACCGGAGACAUUACGCACCGCUAUGUACACGCAGAAGACUGAUGUGUUUAGCUACGGCAUCAUGUGUUGGGAGAUUUUUUCGAACGGCCAAGAGCCUUAUCCUGGUUUCACGGUGGCCGAAGUUAAUGUCCGUGUUAAAGAAGGUUAUCGGAUGCCGUUACCGGACUGUGUACCACAGCAAAUGCGCCGCGUAAUUGAAGUGAAAUGCUGGUCAGACAAUCCGAACGAUCGAUGGUCGAUGGCUGAGAUUGCCAAAAAUCUUCAACGAAUCCUCGGUGUGCCACGUCCUAAUUUUGCGGCGGUUUGUUGUUUCACUUGUAAGCUAACGUAA
This is a messenger RNA of Gongylonema pulchrum, 582 nucleotides long. The record is from the annotation of a GenBank genome assembly. Lineage: Eukaryota; Metazoa; Nematoda; Chromadorea; Rhabditida; Gongylonematidae.